AUGGACAAAACUACAUAUUUGAAAAUCUAUUUUCCAAAUGGUUCUUUUCAUGCGUUACGAUAUACACCGUUAACAACUAUUGCUGACUUAAUUCGAGUAGUUUUAAAGGGUCGUCUUUCACCUUAUGAAUUAUUUUAUGCCUCAUCAUUUGCUCUUCGUAUAAAAUAUGUUGGGACAGAACAGCAAAUAGUAUUCUCUUCAUUCAAUAAGAAUAAUGUUGUGAAUAAAUGGCUUCAUCCGAAUAUGACCAUGGAAAAAGUACAAAUAUUUUACGGACCUCCUGAUGAAUUAAAAUUUGAACUUCGACUUCGAUAUUUUCCAACAUCUAUCGAUGCAUUUUCUCAAGAUAAAGCGACAUUUGGCUUUUUCUACGAACAACUUCGUAUUGAUUAUAUGCGUUUAAAAUCUGAACAUGUAUCGAUCAAUGUAGCCAUUGAAUUAGGUUCACUAGAAAUACGCAAACUUUUUAAAGAUCUUAAUUCAACAGCACUGGAUAAAAAAGUUAAUAUGGAUUAUCUUGAAAAAGAACUUGGUUUAAGAACAUUUUUUCCACAAUCACUUAUUGAUUCACAUAAAACCCGGUUUCUACGUAAACAUAUUAAAGCAUGUUUAAAAAAAUACGAAGGCUUACCUGAAGAAGAAUGCGUUAAAAGAUUUUGUUUUCUACUCAAAGAUGUUUGGAAUUGGGAACAAGAAACGUAUACAUGUAAUCUUGGUGUUGAAUGGUCAGUACCAAUUACUUUGGUUCUUGGCCCAUCCGAUGGAAUUAGUUAUAGAACACAGAAUUCUACUGAGUUAACUAAAAUGACAACAUUUGAAAAUGUGUUAUCAAUAUCAACAACAAAAGUGAAUUCUGAUGAUCGUGGUAUUUUGAAACUCAUGAUUGCGGGUUCAUCUGAGACUUUAACACUUAACUUUCCAUCGUUUUCUGAAGCAAACGAUAUAGCGAUUCUUAUUGAUGCGUAUUGUAUGUUUAUCAAUAAAAGUACACAUUCAAUUUGGCGUUCAAUUGUCGAUGAGCAAAUUUCAAUCAGUACAAAAGGGUCAUCAGCAUCGCAUUGUUCAUCUUCGUACGGUUCCGAUUUUAUGCAUAAUCAUCACCGAACUAACGAUGGUGAUGAUGAUGAUGAUUCGAAUGGAGACUAUGCCGAUCUUUUAUCCUCGGAUUAUUACAUAGAUCGUAAACAAAUUCAAAUGAUUGACUUACUCGGUAAUGGUCAAUUCGGCGAAGUUUACAGAGGCAUACUUAAAACUAAUCAAAAAUUAGAAGUAAAUAUCGCAAUAAAAACAUGUAAAAUGCAAGAUGCAACAACAACAGAAACAUUUUUAGAUGAAGCAUACGUAAUGCAACAAUUUGAUCAUCCGCAUAUCAUUAAGUUAAUUGGAGUUUGUAUUGAACAACCUGUUUUACUUAUUAUGGAAUUAUCACGAUUAGGCGAGUUACGUUCGUAUUUAGUUGCUAAUCGAGCCGAUUUUGAUUUGAUUACAUUGAUAAUCUAUUGUGAACAAUUAGCUUCAGCCCUCGCUUAUCUUGAAUCGAAAAAGUUUGUUCAUCGUGAUAUUGCUGCGCGAAAUGUUCUUGUAUCAAAUCAUGAAUGCGUAAAAUUAGCUGAUUUUGGCCUGUCAAGACGAUUAACACUUGAAAAUUCCUAUUAUAAAGCGUCAAAAGGUAAAUUGCCAAUAAGAUGGAUGGCACCCGAAUCAAUUAAUUUUCGUCGUUUUACACACUUAUCUGAUGUAUGGAUGUUCGCUGUUUGCAUAUGGGAGAUUUUAACCAUGGGUAAAAAACCUUUUCAAAGUAUUCCAAAUGCAGAUGUGAUUGAUCAAAUUGAAAAAGGUAUUCGAUUACCAUUACCUAGUGUUUGUUGUCCGAAAUCUUUGUAUGAUUUAAUGAAUGACUGUUGGUCAUAUGAGCCAACGAGUCGACCAAACUUUAUUGAAAUCGAAGAAAGAUUAAAAUCAAUUUUAAAGGAUGAAAAAAUGAAUAUUCGCUUGAAAGUUGAAAAUAUUCCUUUAACAUCAUCAUUAUUGUCGUCGUCGGCGUCGUCGUCAGCGUCAGAAAUAACAACACUUGCAAAGCUAUUACCUACAAAUAAUAGUGUACCACCUAAACCAGUUUUACCUAGUAAAAAUGGGCUCGUCAGUAGCCAAUUACAACUAAACAAUAACCAAUUAAUGACAGAAAAAAGUCAAUCUAGUCAUCAUCCUCAAAAUUGUGUCAAUACGGAACAGAAAUUUUCAUCGACUUGUUCAAUAGACAAUAAAGAAUUUCAGGAUAAAAAUGCAGAAUUAUUAAAAUCCAAGGAUGGCAAAGCCGUAUCUUCAUCAUUAUUAAUUAAUUUUUUACAUUCUCAAACAAAAAAUAUUAUCAGUGCUGUACUUGUAUUAACAAGACAAAAUGAAAUUGAUUAUAAUAAUGGAACAAAUUUAAGAUAUUCUCGUCCACUAUCGCCAAUAAAUGGCAAACAGCAAAUGCAAUUAGUGAAAAAUAUUGCUAUUGCCGUCCGUGAUCUUUUGCAAACAAUUGAUCGUGCACCUGUUUUUAUUAAGGAAAUGUCUGAACAAAAUUAUAAUCAUUUUUCAAGUUUAGUUGUUUCACUAAUUGACACAGUUCGGCAACGAAAUUAUGAUAAAAUGGGUGAACAUGCGGUUGAUAUUGCGCGUACAGCAAAAGUACUUUUUGAUGAUAUUGCUAAAUUAGCCUAG
Molecule: messenger RNA, 2706 nt
Organism: Rotaria socialis
Lineage: Eukaryota; Metazoa; Rotifera; Eurotatoria; Philodinida; Philodinidae
Source: the annotation of a GenBank genome assembly